GAUAUGGUAUGAGCGUGCACCCGCAUAUAUACCCGUCGCCGUACCGACUAGUAAACCUGUAUGCUGAUUGGUGUGUUUACAGUCGGCACGGUUUCUUUUGCAAUUUAGCCGGAAUUUGUUUUACAAAGGUCAAAAUGGUAUCUACGUAAUCGGUGUCAUCUCUUCUAUUCAUAGAUAUACUUUUCUUGUCUGUACUUAAAAUAUGUAUUUAGAAAUCAGCCUUUAAGCGUCGCCUAUUUCUGAUUGGUCGGGCGUUCAUUUUUUGGUCACGGUAGGUCUAUGGCUAUAUUGUAGAUGUCAAAUGUGGUGGCCCUGACAAGGGCCGUUAUUUGAUAGUUUGCUCCGUUACAAAUCUGUACUCGGACGAUUUGUUACACAGUAUUAAACUAUUGUAAUAAUAAUAAUUACAUUAUCACCGUCGAAUUCAUCGAUUUAAAUAUCGUUUUCAUCUGGUCUUUGGUCUAAACCAGCGUUGCUCAACCUUUUUUCACUCACAUACGCUGGCCUCUUGCUACUGCACCUAUUUCACAUUGAGCAGGUUCAAACUUACCGAUCCCGAAGACGGAUUCGACGAAAAUGGAUCCCAGAUUCAACGGUACGUUACAAAACGUAACAGCCACGGUUGGCCGGAGAGCCACCUUAUCGUGCACCAUCGAAAAUCUAGGGGCGCACAAAAUCGGUUGGAUGAAAGCCGAAGAUCAAACAAUAUUAACGUUUCACGAGCGUGUAGUGGCUUCAAACGGUCGAUUCAGCGUAAGUCAUGAGAAUUACAGAACUUGGUAUUUACACAUAAGAGACGUGGAGGAAACUGACAAAGGCUGUUACAUGUGUCAAGUAAACACGAUCGAAAUGCAAAAACAAAUCAGCUGUUUAGACGUCUUAGUGCCACCGGAUAUAAUUACAGACGAAUCGAGCGCCGACCUCACGCUUAUGGAGGCAGAAAACGCGACUCUGUCGUGUCACGCCACCGGCAACCCCGAGCCGAAAAUUACGUGGAGGCGCGAAAAUAACCAGCCGCUGAUGCUGCGCACCGGUUCCAGAGACUUGGUCAAGCACAAUUCGUAUAUCGGUAACGACCUGAAACUUUGGCGGCUUGACAGAAGACAGACCGGCGUUUACUUCUGCAUAGCCAGCAACGGUAUACCACCCGCAGUCAGCAAGAGGAUAACGCUGAGCGUUUACUUUCCGCCGGUAAUUGCGGUACCCAACCAACUACUGGGAGCGCCAAUAGGCACAGACGUGACACUCGAAUGUCACGUGGAAUCCUACCCAAAAUCUAUCAACUAUUGGGUCAGAAAUCGAACAAAAAUGUUGAUGGACGGGCCCAAGCACAUCCUUCGGGAAACAAUAUCCGGCUACAAGGCCGCCUACUAUAUUGUUAUCAAGAUGUUCGACCAAACAGAUGUAGGAACCUACAAUUGCAUAUCAACUAACUCCAUUGGAAACUCUGAAGGCACUCUAAGGGUGUAUGAGCUUCAGGGCGACAUACCGAUUGGAAAGAGCUCCAAGAACAAGGUGGCCAGAUCGUCAGCAUGUCCAAAGCACAUGCACAUAGUUACGGUGGCCGCGUUGACCGCGGUCUGGGCCAAAGCCAUCGGUUGAACAUCUCGUGACGACGACAUCGAAAAAUAAAAUUAACUAAUCAGAUAUUUUUAAAUCGAUUAAAAUAACUUUUUUUUUUUUUGUAUAAAUGAAUAUCUACUCACCAAUUUAGGUAUUCGCUCAUCAACAGACUGGAUGUCUACUGUGAUCGUACUCGUUGUGUAUAAUAUUUGCCAAUAACAUAACAUUUCGUGUUUCGCGACGUAUUAUAGGGAGACUUAAAUUAAUUUUUUUAUUAUUUCCGUUAUUAAAAUGAUGAUUGUUUUGUAUGUUUUUAAUGGACCUACCUAUACGUGUAUACUGCGGAUACAGACGGCCGCCCCCCCCCCCCGACAACAGCCGUACACACAAAUCGUUCGUCGACAACUUUUAUCACUAUUAUCAUUGACUAAGAAUAACGUUUCGGUAUGGGUACAUUAUAUCAUUUAUAUAUAUACAUUGACAUAUUGUUGUACUUGUACUUACCACGGUGUCAGCCUUUGUUUCGGGAACAGGUGCGUUUGAACGGUUGCACCGGUCACGAUGGACUUUUGUAAAAAAAAAUCGUUUUCAACGCCGCUGCCGUCGAUUUGUUUCUUUGUUAUAAUGCAUAUUAUUAUUAUUAUUAUUAAUGUAUACACUAUUGAACUAUUCUGACGUUGGCCGACGGUCAAUUUUCCUACAUUACGUUUCGUGAAAACGUGACUAUAUUAUUGAAAUAUUCUAAUUUAAUAAAUUGUAAAUAUUAACAAAACUAUGGAAAUUAUUAUUAUUCCAAGCUUUUGGAACACUGUAUUUAUGCAUGUUACAUUUAGCAAAUUAAGUUUAAUAAAACAAAUGUUUCAAAUACUUGAAAUUUUACCCAACAUUGUUUCAGUUGUUAGUUGUUACUUCAUUGAAGGCGAUAGUGACGACUAUGUUGUUAAAUUAUGUAAUUAUAUAAAUAUUGUAUAUUCAAAAUUACAAGUUCCGAUUAUAUAACCCAUGAUGUAUUUAUGAUUAAAAAAUAAAAUAUACAUUUAUAUUUA
This is a messenger RNA of Acyrthosiphon pisum (pea aphid), 2609 nucleotides long. Its product is annotated as lachesin-like. The transcript is spliced from 8 exons. Bases 577 to 1602 code for a protein of 341 amino acids. NCBI's taxonomy places the organism in Eukaryota, Metazoa, Arthropoda, Insecta, Hemiptera, Aphididae. The record is from RefSeq and is a predicted model, not a curated record. Gene Ontology annotation, cellular component: neuron projection.